Molecule: messenger RNA, 669 nt
Organism: Pochonia chlamydosporia 170
Lineage: Eukaryota; Fungi; Ascomycota; Sordariomycetes; Hypocreales; Clavicipitaceae
Exons: 1
Coding region: 1-669 (222 amino acids)
Source: RefSeq, a predicted model, not a curated record
AUGCGCCAACCAAAGGAAAUUAGCCUGUGGUCUGUCGGCUUGUCAGGGACCGACUUCCUUCAUGACAAACAGGACCAAGCCAAUUUCAAGAAACAUCUGGACAACGUCCUCGACACCACUGGCCCUACAUACUCUUCAAUUGACUCAUUGUCUUACUUGGGGUCUGAUGCUGCGUUUCCCCUCGUAUACAUGAAUAGCAUCCUUCCAGGAUCUGUACGUAGGGUCAUCGAGGUGGUGAACGUCAACUACGGCUAUGAACCGGCCACUCAGCAAUGCAAACACUCCAUAGCCUGUCUUUUGCAGAUUUACGCCAAGCUAGUUUUUAAAGAACGAACUGGAAUUGCUGGAUCGGGCGCGGGUACAGAGCGCUCGGCCUCUCUAUCGCAGCAUCUUGAACAUUUGCAGCAAAUCUUUCCGGGUGAUGUGGGCAUUUGCGCCGAGGCCUGCACCCUGGAUGAUUUACAAUUGGUGCCUCAUCAACUAGAUGGACUCCUGUAUCUGUUCAACUUGAUGUCUGGAUAUGUCCUUGCCAGCUUGGUUGGGAGCAGCUAUGGCAGCCAAUGCUUCCAACAACAGCUCAUGAUGGCCUGGCCACGGGUGCAAAAACUUCUGGCAACGGUGAAAUGUCCCGAUUUGGGCACUGCUGCUUCUCCUCGAGCAGGUCUUUGA